CACAGUUAUUGCGUUCACAGCUUCAACACCAAUGAGGAAGAGAACAUUAAAUCUUCAUCAUGGCUCCAUCAGUGCUCCUGCUGCUCCUCGGCCUGCUGAGCUCUUCCUCCUCCUCCUCCUCCUCCUCCUCCUCCUCCUCGCUGCCUCCUCCACGGACCUCCUUCAGCCUCCACUCUGCAGAGCGGCGUCUCGUCUUCAGCCUCCCUGAUGUCCACAACUACAGCACACUGUUGCUAGGCAACAAUGGUUCCACCCUGUACGUGGGGGCCCGGGACGCAGUGCUCUCAUUGGACGUCAGUCAGCAUGAUGUCAUCACCCUGAAGAAAAAGGUGGAGUGGAGUCCGUCUAGCAAAGAAAUAACCGACUGUCAUAAUAAAGGGAAGAACCGAACGGUCGACUGUCCGAACUUCAUCCAGGUGUUGCAGCAGAUAAAUUCCUCACAUCUGUACGUCUGCGGAAGCUUCGCCUUCAGCCCCCAUGAUGCCUUCAUCGACACUGAGACUUUCUCCAUCGCUCAAAGCCACGGCGCUAAAAGUCGCUGCCCGUUCAACCCGUUCCAGAGGAACUCCGCCAUCACCAUCGGCGGCGAGCUGUUCACCGCCACCACCACCGACUUCAGAGGAGUCAAACCUCAGAUUUCUCGUCACUUCAGCAAAGAUGGCCACCCAGACAUCAGCCAGGACACGUCUGUCAACUUAUUGGAAGAGCCGACCUUCGUCAGCUCGUCGUUGGACCCUGAAGACGGGAAACUCUACUUCUUCUUUAGUGAAGUUGGGAAAGAGUUCAGCUUCAUCGAUGAGCUGCGAAUCGCUCGAGUGGCUCAAGUCUGCAAGGAUGAUGUUGGAGGAGAGAGGACUCUACAGAAGAAGUGGACGUCCUUCGCCAAAGCUCCUCUGCUCUGCCAGUUUCCAAAAGAGCUUCCCUUCAACCUCCUGCAGGACAUGUUCACCCUCCGGCCAGCAGAGGGCAGCACUACCUCAGACACUCUGUUCUACGGCGUCUUCACCUCCCAGUGGUCAUCGGCUCCGCAGUCGGCAGUGUGCGUCUUUAAGCUGCAGGACUUCAGGAUCGUGUUUUCUGGGAGCUAUAAAAGUUUUGACAUGGAAAGCCACCAGUGGAGUCUACAGCAGGGGAAACAUCCGUAUCUGGGAAAGUGUGGACAGGACAGAGAUUCAGACUCUAUCUUAGCAGAGGUGAAGAAGACUUUCCUGACCAGCGACAGCGUGAAACCAGCCGGAGACGCUCCCAUCUUUGUUUCUUCAGAGCAGAGCUACAGUCGAGUGGCUGCCAUGACGACCAAAGCAGCCAAUGGGAAAGAGUAUACCAUCCUUUUCCUACUGAGCGAGUCUGGGUUCCUCCACAAAGUGGCUUUGCUUGAUCAGGGUCCACGGGUCAUUGAGGAGAUUCAGGUCUUUACACAACAUCAGCUUAUUAAAAACAUCGUCCUCUCCUCCCCAAAGGGAGUUCUUUAUGUUGGGACAUCAGAGGGUGUGACGGCCGUCCCCGUCGCCAAAUGCUCCGUCUACCGAAGCUGCAUCCAGUGUGUCCUGGCCAGAGACCCUUUCUGUGGAUGGAGCCGCACCAGGAAGCUCUGCACUGCUCCAGACAGCAGUGCUGACAACAUGAUUCAAAUCCUGGACAACGGCAACGUGGAAGAGGAAUGUGAUGGACAGACAGAGGCCAGCGCGAACACAGAAAUCAACGUUAAUUUGAACGAAGUGGUGACGCUCGAUUGUCUGAAACCUUCCAACCUGGCCACCCUCAUCUGGACUUCACCUCGAUUCAAAGUCCUGCCGAAGAAACUCUUCAUCCAAUCGGCUGAGGGCAGUCUGAUCUUCCAUGCCAGCACGGCCAGCUAUGGGACCUACCGCUGUGAAGCAGAGGAAGGCGGGCACAAGCAAGUGGUCAAAAGCUAUUAUGUCCAACAGAUUGGUUCUCCACAUCCCAGAAGCCCCCCUCCGGAGGUCGACCAUAUGCCUGACAUCAAAGAAGAGUCUGACGAUGAGAGCAUAAUGACCGAGGUACCGAUGGUCCCCGUGAUGACACCUGUAGGAGACCCAGAGGACAACCUGACACAGAACAAAGGUGCUGAAUCCACUGUUACCAAAGACAAGGCCAAAACUAACAAUGAAGAGCCUACAAUUAAAAACACGUCUCAUGGUGGUGGUUUGGACUCCACAAGAGAUGCUCAGUCCUGGAAGGAGCAGCUCAACGCUCCAACAAAGAGCUACUACAGUGAGCUGGUUGUUGUUUCUCUCCUGCUGGCAGCCUGCAUUUUGAUCCUGAUGCUCGCCGGGCUCCACGUGUGGCGCGAGAGGCAGAAAAACUCUAAACUUGAUGGUCUCAGCAGUCCAGAGGAUGGAGGCAAGGUGAACAAAUGUAUGGAGAGUGUUCCCGCUCUGAGCUGUGCAGAGGAUGCUGGACCUGAGCUGAGGGUGUAGUAAUGCGGUUUUAAUGAUGGACAUCUUCAAUUCAAUAUUUACUGGUUCAGCUAAAGAGAAACAAAGAGAGCUUGUGUCCUGAUAUUUAAAGACACUGUCCAGAACAAACAGAUCCAGACUGGAAACGAGAGGAAAGUCUGAUUUCUGCUAACCUACAGCACAGUAAGCAUGUUAGCUCAGUGUUUCAAAGUUUAGUUAAAAGCUGAAGACAACUUUGACUUUCAUAUGAUCGAUAGCACAACUUCCUUAAAAAACAAGCUAACCCUUCACAAUAAAAGCUCUCUGUAUAAAGUUAUUAGUGCAGCACAGUAGUUACUGUUAACCAGCUAACUAAAGAUUAGCAUCAUCCUGUAGCUUCAGCACUAACUGAAUUAGCAUUAUUAUUCUGGUCUCAGUCUUUAAAUUCAGACCCAUAAGAAAUUCUCUGUUAAUAAGAAUUAAGGACUUAUAGCAGCUUUGAUAAGGGAACCAAGUUUAACAUUACUGUUAGCACAAUUUAGCUAAAGUAGCUAAUGUUAGCUUGUGGUUCAAUCAGCUCCAAACAUUACGUACAGGAAAUGUUUCAUUACAUCAUUACAACUAGAUACUAAAUCUUAUGAACUUAUUAAUAUGCAAGGCAGCUUUAUUUAUACCCAACUCCCUGUGCUUUACAUAAAAUAUAAACAUUUAACAGAAACAUUCAAAACAAGAAAACCCAAAAUAAUACAAAUAAAAACAAAGUACAGAAAAAUAGAAAGAGAAACAUAAAAUAAAAACUAGAGUAAAAUAGAGCAUAAACAGUGCAAAUGAAAGAUUGGUGGUGGAGGGUUCGGGUCCCUUUUCUCUUAAGGUGGCCUCCAACCGAGAACUGAUAAAUGUACCGUUAGCCCAAAUAGCUAACGUAACGUUAGCCCAAAUAGCUAACGUAACGUUAGCCCAAAUAGCUAACGUACCGUUAGCCCAAAUAGCUAACGUACCGUUAGCCCAAAUAGCUAACGUACCGUUAGCCCAAAUAGCUAACGUACUGUUAGCCCAAAUAGCUAACGCCGUGACUGCAGGAAAUUUGUGUGAAACAAGAAAUGUUUAUGA
Messenger RNA from Scomber scombrus (Atlantic mackerel), 3509 nucleotides. RefSeq names its product semaphorin-4A-like. The record is from RefSeq and is a predicted model, not a curated record. Bases 60 to 2441 code for a protein of 793 amino acids. Gene Ontology annotation, biological process: semaphorin-plexin signaling pathway; negative regulation of axon extension involved in axon guidance; axon guidance. Gene Ontology annotation, molecular function: chemorepellent activity; semaphorin receptor binding. The transcript has 14 exons. NCBI's taxonomy places the organism in Eukaryota, Metazoa, Chordata, Actinopteri, Scombriformes, Scombridae.